Molecule: messenger RNA, 445 nt
Organism: Pelobates fuscus (common spadefoot toad)
Lineage: Eukaryota; Metazoa; Chordata; Amphibia; Anura; Pelobatidae
Gene: MTLN
Product: mitoregulin
Exons: 2
Coding region: 71-241 (56 amino acids)
Biological process (GO): positive regulation of mitochondrial membrane potential
Cellular component (GO): mitochondrial inner membrane
Source: RefSeq, a predicted model, not a curated record
GGCGACGCGCAUUCGCAUUGAGGGCGACCUUCAGUGGCUGCGAGUCAGGGUAUUUAGCUGAGUGUGGGCAAUGGGCGACGUGUCUGAGCGCACUCUGCACUUGGUGGUGCUCCUGGCCUUCGCUUCCGGGGUGCUGGUGGGAUGGCAGUCUAACCGGAUCCGCAGGAGGUACCUGGACUGGAGGAAGAAGAGUUUACAGAGCAGACUGGCGGAGACCCAGAAGAAGCUGGACCUGUCAUGAGGAGUCAGUGCAGUGAGUGCACAUGGAGACACUAUUAUCUGAUUAUAGCUGCAGGCAGAGCAGGCUCAAAUGGAAAAUAAAACAUUGAAACUAAUUGGAUGAGUCAUUUCAAAUUGAAGAACCAUACAAAUUUGUAUAUAUUUGUUUUUGUUUAUGGAGAACUGUUUACAAAUUGCGAUAAAAGUAAUUUUAUUUAACCCUUAA